AUGUUUAUUACUUUAAGCUUAAACUUAAGCAGUGUUUAUCGCAUAAAGGAUGACAAUGAGCAUACAUACGAGUUACCUGCUGGUGUAAGAAAUAUAGGUAUAACGGCAGCUAUGCUUCAACCGGGCUUUGAAUCCCCUCGGCGAGACGAACGUGCUGAUAUGAAUGCAUGGAUUGAAGUUUUAAAAAAAGUUCCAAGAUUCGAAGAUAGCCUAAACAACUUGACUGUAUCUUUGGGAAGGGAAGCAGUGUUCACUUGUGUCGUCAAUGAUCUCGGCUCUUACAGGGUGGCGUGGCUACGCGUGGACACGCAGACUAUCCUGACGAUAGCAACCCACGUGAUCACAAAGAACCACCGGAUCGCCGUCAACCACAGCGACCGGCGGGUGUGGUUCCUACAUAUACACGACGUCCGGCAGUCGGACAGAGGCUGGUACAUGUGCCAGCUAAACACUGACCCUAUGAAGAGCCAAACAGCCUAUUUAGAUGUAGUAGUUCCUCCGGACAUUUUGGACUACCCGACGAGUAGUGACCAAGUGGCCAGGGAGGGAGCCAACGUGACGCUGCGGUGUGCAGCGCAUGGAGUCCCCACUCCAACUGUAGUCUGGAGAAAAGAAGCUGGCGAUUUGUUGCCGACCAGCAACUUCAGCGAUACACACAAUUCGUCAGUAAAUGGCGCAGUGCUACAGCUGGUCAAAGUAUCAAGACUUCAUAUGGGAGCCUACUUAUGUAUAGCUAGCAAUGGAGUUCCGCCGUCUGUCAGCAAACGAGUUAUGCUCGUUGUGCAUUCGGACAAAAGGUUCGAGAUCACAGCCAUAGAGAGAGGAUACGAAGUGGAUAUGAGGCUGAAGAUUAAAAAAGUUGGUAGAAACACUUUUGGCACAUACAGUUGCAUAUCAAAGAAUUCCCUCGGAGAUACGGACGGGACAAUAAAAUUGUAUUAUUUUGUACAGUCAACAAAAGUUUACCUCCUGAGCCUAAACACGCCCUAUUGGACCCCAUCUUUGGUAGUCUAUUGCCUCUUUGACGGGCGCGUGGAACGGUACACGCCGUACGCUCAGAUCCAAAACCCUAAUUCCCAAAAAGUCAGUAACGCAGUCGUUACUUCCGAGAUUUUUCCGAUAGCUAACCAUCAGGAAUGUGGAGUGCAUUGGUGUGAUGCACCGGCAUCCACAAGGACCCUAGCCGGCAAUAAAGUAGGCAUCAAGCGAGCUACGUGCCUUACGAUAAGACGAGUUGUACGUGCUAACUCCUUAUUUGUGCAUGAAGCUCAGCCACCGAGCAAACUGGGACGUUUAAAAAACGAUGGACCAAAUGGCGUCCACAGAAGACCAUCGCGACCCAUCUUCACCUUCAAGCUUAACCUCACUUCAGGUCAUUUCUGGCCAAUGCUCACCGCGCCUGCCAUCAUGGAGCGCCGCUAG
Messenger RNA from Spodoptera exigua (beet armyworm), 1422 nucleotides. The record is from the annotation of a GenBank genome assembly. Lineage: Eukaryota; Metazoa; Arthropoda; Insecta; Lepidoptera; Noctuidae.